Molecule: messenger RNA, 2327 nt
Organism: Myotis davidii
Lineage: Eukaryota; Metazoa; Chordata; Mammalia; Chiroptera; Vespertilionidae
Gene: ZNF331
Product: zinc finger protein 331
Exons: 4
Coding region: 397-1875 (492 amino acids)
Biological process (GO): negative regulation of transcription by RNA polymerase II
Molecular function (GO): DNA-binding transcription repressor activity, RNA polymerase II-specific
Source: RefSeq, a predicted model, not a curated record
AGCUUAAUCACUGAGCCACCAUGGCUGGGCUUAUAUAGAGAAGUUGACAAGGUAUUGUACCAUCUUGUUUUGGUAACAUUAUUUUCCUACUGACGGUAUAUCUGAAAUACUUUUCAUAUUCUAAGUAUUCCAACUUAGCAGUAAGUAACCACUGACCUUGGUGUUCUGCAUUGAUAGUGUGCAUAUGUUUAUGGGGUCAGCUUUUCCUCUCCGCCUGCCACGUCCUCUGGAGGCCAGAAGAGAUUUGCGUUUGGAUGAUGCAGCCUCUCCUAACCCUGGACAGUGUGACUGGAGGGAGCAGGAUGGACUCCAAGUGAGGCUAGCUCCGCCUUCUCCAGAGUCUGUCUGCAGUGAAGGAAGCCCUUAGACAACUCAUCAGGUCCUGAUUCUGAAACUAUGGCCCACGGUCCCGUGACAUUCUCAGACGUGGCCAUCGACUUCUCCCAGGAGGAGUGGGCCUGCCUGGACUCCACGCAGAGGGACCUGUACUGGGACGUGAUGUUGGAGAACUACAGUAACUUGGUCUCCCUGGAUUUGGAGUCACCCCAUGAGACCAAGAACUUACCUACAGAAAAGGGCAUCUGUGAGAUGCGUUUCUCCAAGUGGAACUCAGACGGGAAAAGCAAGUCCCUUGGCCUUGACUGGGUGUGUGAAGGUGAGUUAGCAGGGGCGCGGGGCCCUCCAGGGGGGAAUCUCAGCAGACGGAAAACCAGCCGUGCGAAAGCGCCCGCUGGGGAGGAGGCCUCGGUCAGGCCGCCCCAGAGACCUCCUCGCAGGGAGAAUGCCUAUGAGUGCACGGAGUGCGGGAAGGCCUUCAGCCGUGGCUACCAGCUGACUCAGCACCAGAAAAUCCACACGGGCGAGAAGCCCUACCAGUGUAAAGAGUGUAAGAAGGCCUUUCGCUGGGGUAACCAGCUGACUCAGCAUCGGAAAAUUCACACUGGUGAGAAGCCUUAUGAGUGUAAGGACUGCGGGAAGGCCUUUCGCUGGGGCUCGAGCCUCGUCAUUCACAAGAGGAUUCACACGGGCGAGAAGCCCUACGAGUGUAAAGACUGCGGGAAGGCCUUCCGCCGCGGGGACGAGCUCACGCAGCACCAGAGGUUCCACACGGGUGAGAAGGACUAUGAGUGCGGGGACUGUGGCAAGACCUUCAGCCGCGUGUACAAGCUCAUUCAGCACAAGCGGAUUCACAGCGGCGAGAAGCCCUACGAGUGUAAAGACUGUGGGAAGGCCUUCAUCUGUGGCUCGAGCCUGGCUCAGCACAAAAGGAUUCACACGGGCGAGAAGCCCUACGAGUGUCAAGAAUGCGGGAAGGCCUUUACCCGUGUCAAUUACCUUACUCAGCAUCAGAAAAUUCACACUGGUGAGAAGCCUCAUGAAUGCAAGGAGUGUGGGAAGGCCUUCCGUUGGGGUUCCAGCCUCGUGAAACACCAGAGAAUCCAUACGGGGGAGAAGCCAUACAAGUGCACGGAGUGUGGGAAGGCCUUCAACUGUGGCUAUCACCUGACCCAGCACGAGAGAAUCCACACUGGCGAGACGCCUUACAAAUGUAAGGAGUGUGGGAAGGCCUUUAUUUAUGGGUCCAGCCUGGUGAAACACGAGCGGAUUCAUACCGGAGAGAAGCCCUACGAGUGCAAAGAGUGUGGGAAAGCCUUUAGCCACGGCCACCAACUCACACAGCAUCAGAGAGUGCACAGCAGUGUGAAGCUGCAUGAGUGUCAGGACUGUGGAAAGGCGUGUGGCCACGCACACCAUUACAGAGGACACCAGGGGCUCCACGCCGUGGGCAUGGAGACCAAACCUUUCGAAGACAAAGAAUGUUCAGAGGCCUCUAGACAGCACUCGUUUCUUCCACAACACGAGGCAAAUUCGUGAUACGAUUUAACAUAAUGAAGUCGUCAUCGGCCACUCUUCUUCCAGAAUCUCAGGAUAGUCCUGCGAGAGGCAGGUUUGGAGACGAGAAGUCACUUUUCCUCCCUGAUCACAACAGACUCAGUGUAGACAGUUUGUUUACUGGAUGGGUUAAUGGACGCAUAGGUUCCCAGGACCUUUUGAUUUCAUUUCAGAUUCAUUCUGGGGAAUAACUGCUGAUGUAACAUACAUGCAAUAGCCUUUCCUUGCCAGGCUGUCUCCUCAGCCCCCCUCACUCACUGUGCCUCGGGGGAAAUGACCUUUAACCCCUGUGCGGAUCUGUGACAUCAGGACAGCCACCUGAUACUGCCCGUGGGCCAUUAGACAAGUCUGGUAUGUGGAACUUCCUGCAAGUGUAUCUGGAAUAUUGUGCAAACUCAAUAAACAUUAGCUGCGUUUCUGUCGUCAUUACCCUC